Molecule: messenger RNA, 939 nt
Organism: Euleptes europaea (tarantolino)
Lineage: Eukaryota; Metazoa; Chordata; Lepidosauria; Squamata; Sphaerodactylidae
Gene: EAPP
Product: E2F associated phosphoprotein
Exons: 6
Coding region: 1-879 (292 amino acids)
Biological process (GO): positive regulation of cell population proliferation
Cellular component (GO): nucleus
Source: RefSeq, a predicted model, not a curated record
AUGAGCUGCUUGCGGGAGGAGGAUGAUCCCUAUGUAAUCGAAGAGCCCAGCGACGAGGAACCGGCGCAGAGCAGCUCUGAAGAUGAAGUAGAUGUACUUUUACAUGGCACCCCUGAGCAGAAGCGCAAGCUGAUAAGGGAGUGUCUGACUGGAGAAAGUGAAUCCUCUAGUGAAGAUGAGUUCCAGAAAGAAAUGGAAGCUGAGCUGGACUGCACCAUGAAAAAUAUUGAAGGCAAAUGGAAAUUGCAGCUUACAGAUGCAUCUUCUAGUGCUGGGCAAUCUGGAACUGUCACCACUUCAAAGUACUAUGAUGACAUUUAUUUUGAUUCUGAUUCAGAGGAUGAAGACAAAGCAGUUUCUCAAGAAGCCAAGAAAAAACGGAAACAUAAACAACGUCGAAUUCCAACUAAUGAUGAGUUGCUGUAUGACCCAGAAGAAGAUAAAAGAGACCAGGAAUGGGUAGACAGGCAAAGAAGAAGGUAUCAUAAUAUAAGAAGUGCUCAGCCUGAAGGGAAGCAAGUCAGACUUCCAGCCAUUCCAAGCAGUGAUGCUGUUUUGAAUUGUCCUGCCUGCAUGACUACGUUGUGCCUCGACUGUCAGAGACAUGAAACAUACAGAACUCAGUACAGAGCAAUGUUUGUGAUGAACUGCACUGUUAUCAAAGAGGAGAUUUUGAAAUACAAAGGCCCAUUGAACAAGAAGACAAAGAAAGCGCACAAGAAAAUUAAACAGAGUACUGAAUCCGUCUCUGGCCAGGAAAAACAGGAAGAGGAGGAGAUAUAUCACCCAGUAAAAUGUACUGAAUGUUCAACAGAAGUGGCUGUCUUGGAUAAGGAUGAAGUUUUUCACUUUUUCAAUAUUUUAGCAAGCCACUGUUAAAGUGCAUAAACUAUGUUGCUUAAGACUGUAUUAAAUUUCAAAAGCAGGGUUUUUAUUUGU